This is a messenger RNA of Aspergillus piperis CBS 112811, 1281 nucleotides long. Its product is annotated as MFS general substrate transporter. The annotation marks the transcript as partial. The transcript is spliced from 5 exons. Gene Ontology annotation, cellular component: membrane. Gene Ontology annotation, molecular function: transmembrane transporter activity. Lineage: Eukaryota; Fungi; Ascomycota; Eurotiomycetes; Eurotiales; Aspergillaceae. The record is from RefSeq and is a predicted model, not a curated record. Gene Ontology annotation, biological process: transmembrane transport.
CUUACAAUCAGAGCCGAUUUCCGAGUCCUCCCUCUUCUCACCAUCGGCUUCGCAACCUACCAGAUUGACCGCACAAAUAUUGCCAGUGCGCUGACGGGAGGUUUCGCAUCGGAUAUUGGCAUAAGCCAAGACAUUAUUAAUCUAGGCAAUCAACUUAUGUUUUUGGGUGUGAUUGUCCUCGAAAUACCGUCCAACAUGGUUCUACAAAAGGUCGGACCCCGCCGCUGGAUCAGUGCCCAGGUCUGCAUCUUCGGAGUCAUUGCCGCAUUGCAGAUCUUUAUUCGGAAUAAGACGGGUUUCCUGCUUACUCGAAGCAUCCUGGGUCUCGCGGAGGCCGGGUAUAUCCCAGCUGCUAUGUACACUCUUUCAACGUGGUAUACGAAGGAGGAGUUAACGAAGCGCAUUGCAGUUUUCUUUUUUGGAAUGUUUGGGGGCGCUGCGGUGUCGCCGUUACUUGGUGCUGCCUUGCUCAAAUUAGAUGGGAAGGGAGGAUUGCAUGGUUGGCAGUGGAUAUUCUUGCUGGAGGGAAUAUGGUCGGUCAUUAUUGCGAUCGCUUUGUUCACACUACUGCCGGAGAGAGAGGGAAAUGCUAGUGAAACCUCUGAUGAAGAGUCUGCUUGCAAAUCUCAGUCAUGGAAUGGGACCACCUCUAAUACGAUUCCUGUCAAGGUGGUUUGGGAAACACUCACAAACUACACCAAAUGGCCCCACUUCCUCGCCACAGCAUGUGUCUUCGCAACCUGGAGUCCCCUUACUACAUAUACUCCGACAAUCAUCAUGUCACUGGGGUUCUCUCGCAUCCAGGCAAACGCUCUCGCUGCGAUAGGGAGCUUACUCACCCUACCGGUCAUUGUCUUCUUCGCAUCUCUGAGUGACUGGUCACGCAGGCGGGGGAUGAGUGUUAUGCUUGCAAUUGCUGUGUAUCUCGUCGCACUCAUUCUGUUGAGGGUUUUGCAGGUCCACGUCUAUAGAUGGGGGCGGUUUGGCCUCUGGACGACUGUUAAUGGGCUGGCGGUCGGGUAUCAUCCUGUUCAUAAUGCUUGGAUUCAGGUUAAUUGCUCUAGUCCCGGGGAGAGAAGUGUUAUUGUCAUGUCUGCCACGGCUGGGCUCAUGGCCGGGACGCAGAUCUUCCGACAUGAUGAUGGUUUGAAUGGCUAUCCGAGGGGCAUACUGAUCAUGAUAUUUUUGGUCUUAUCCGGCCUAAUCUUGGUGGCUAUUCAGAGUGCGAUUUAUCGCUCAGUAAACCGUUCAAGCAAGAGUAGGAUCGUCCAGGAGACUUGA